AUGGGUUCUGGAUCACCACCAAGCUCGAAGCCCUCGGCCAUCCCGUCCCACAUGCUGAACGGAAGCUCCCCCUCCAACGGUCCUCCACCAGUGGUCGGGAUUCUCGUGAGCGUGAGAGUCUCAAUUCGUCCAUUCGCACUUCCUUUGAGCCCCGCAUCCCCUUGGAAUUUGACCCCAGGGCUGAGACCAACGGAGCUGAAGCUGGAGCUGCAGCCCCAGUCGACCCCACCGUGUCCACCUCAACUGCAUCAGUGCCCAUUCGCAGCGUUGUGCCACCCGACCCUGAACGACCCUCCCCGCGACCCCCGCGAUGAAGGCGGCCCAUUGACCCCUCCCGCCACCGUCAGCCGCCCCGCCAGUCCCUACACAUUGAACCCGCCUAUUGACUUUGACGGCCUCAGCUGGCCAUGCCCUGGAACCAGACAGCGGAAAGAGUCGACCCCGGAGGAGACCGAAGAACGACUUGACAAGCUUUCUGGAGCGAUCCGGACAAUUCUUGAAUGCAUCGGAGAAGAUCCAGAGCGUGAGGGUCUCCGAGAGACCCCUAUGAGGUAUGCCAAGGCUAUGCUUUACUUCACCAAGGGCUACGAGGAGAAUGUGCGGGACUUGAUGAACGGUGCGGUCUUCCACGAAGAUCACGAUGAGUUGGUUAUCGUCAAGGAUAUCGAUGUCUUCUCGCUUUGCGAGCACCACAUGGUUCCCUUCACCGGAAAGAUGCACAUUGGAUACAUCCCUGAUCGUCGCGUGCUUGGUCUUUCCAAGCUGGCCCGUCUCGCAGAGAUGUUCGCCCGCAGACUCCAAGUCCAAGAGCGCCUGACCAAGCAAGUCGCGCUGGCCAUCUCGGAGGUCCUCAAGCCCCGUGGCGUGGGUGUUGUCAUGGAAUCUUCCCACCUCUGCAUGGUCAUGCGCGGUGUACAGAAGGUUAGCAGCACCACAACCACAAGCUGUAUGCUUGGAUGCAUGCGGUCCAGCGCCAAGACUCGUGAAGAGUUCUUGACCCUGCUGAACCGCAGAUAA
Molecule: messenger RNA, 1017 nt
Organism: Penicillium brevicompactum
Lineage: Eukaryota; Fungi; Ascomycota; Eurotiomycetes; Eurotiales; Aspergillaceae
Product: GTP cyclohydrolase I
Exons: 4
Coding region: 1-1017 (338 amino acids)
Biological process (GO): tetrahydrobiopterin biosynthetic process; tetrahydrofolate biosynthetic process
Cellular component (GO): cytoplasm
Molecular function (GO): GTP binding; GTP cyclohydrolase I activity; zinc ion binding
Source: RefSeq, a predicted model, not a curated record